Molecule: messenger RNA, 3810 nt
Organism: Orussus abietinus
Lineage: Eukaryota; Metazoa; Arthropoda; Insecta; Hymenoptera; Orussidae
Gene: lovit
Product: proton-associated sugar transporter A
Exons: 10
Coding region: 978-3104 (708 amino acids)
Cellular component (GO): membrane
Molecular function (GO): sucrose:proton symporter activity
Source: RefSeq, a predicted model, not a curated record
UAUGAAAAAAGAAUAAUUUCCGGCAAAAUUAAAACGACAGUAAGAGGGAUUAAAGAUUAAAAUUAAGGCACAUUGAAAAAGGAGAUAUAAUUUGAACUCGGAAAUGAAAGAAAUUGACAGUAGAAGAGACAAACACGGAUUUAAAUCGUAAUCUCACUCGAGGAUUGUAACUCCAUCCCGAGGUGCACAUUAAUCUGCUAAUAAAUCGAUCAUUCGAAGCUUUUAAUAUCCCUGGAGGUCGAAUCUGAUGAAUUAAAAGUUAACAUCCGCCAUUAUCGAUUUCGCCUUGUCUUAAAACGUGCCGAGAUGAACUUUGAAGUCAAUAAAGCGUUCAAUAAACUCGAUCUCGGAAUGCUUAGCGGAAACGAAAAGCGUGCCGAAAACUGAUCGAUCAUGCCGGCGAUAGUCAUCGAUCGAUAAUAUUCAGACGUUGACGGGAUCUUCCGUCGUUUUCUCGAGUAGCGAAGGGUGUCGUCAUCGGUGAUCACCCAAUCGAUAUCAGGGCCUUAUCGAUCCGUCACCGAGGGAUAUUGUUGGGUUUAAAUUUACGCCAUGCGAGCUUUGUCUUUAUCGAUCGAUUAUUGAUACAAGCAGGUGUAAUACGCGUUUAUUAACGCGUCGGUUAAUUUUCGUUUGACUGACUCGAGGAUUAACCGGUGGUAACCAGACGUUUAACGUUGUUUCCUAAAAAUAGGCCAUGAUAAGACCCGGAACGGAUAAAACCGAGGAGUAUUUUUGUAACCCUGGUCGAUGCAAUCGGAGACCACAAUGAAUAUCCAGGAAAACACAAGUCUAUCGGAUCGUUUCUUAAGGCAUCGACGAGAAGUCGAUUGAUUUUGAAGAGGCGAAGACCCAUCUCAAGCUCGACGGAUAAAUGAUUCGCGAAUUAAAUAACGAGAUGCACGCUACCAAGUAGGUUUGGCUGAACAAACGACCGCCAAGGAGUCACAGAACUGAAAAUAUUACCAGCACACCAGAUGUCAUGGCCUUCUGCCAAAUUCUCUGCAUUUUGCAUAGCCUAUGACAGAGCCAAUGGACGCCGUGUUUGCAAAGCGCGCAAUUCGAGUUCGUUUUUUUACACCUUUCCCCUGCAGUUAUUUUUGGGAGAAACGCACUUGCAAGAUCAACGUGCAGACAUGGUGGACAAAUUGCACGAGUACGAGGGAGUCGCUGGUCGGAUUCACGACAUUCGCGACAAAUUCCGGGAGAAAUGGGACUCCUGGAAAGAGUGGACAAACGAAAUCCCGAGGGAUCGAGGGAUUGCUGGGGUCUUGAGCCAUCUUCGUGGCCCGCCGAAGUUAGAAAGAACUUUGGAUGACUAUUCCCACAUCUACAGGAGGAAAUCUCGGAGAGAACUGGUGCGGAUCUCCGCAGCAGUGAUGGGCAUCGAAUUUUCAUAUGCAGCGGAAACCGCAUUCGUGUCGCCGACAUUGCUGAAAAUUGGCGUCGACCACCAACACAUGACUUUGGUGUGGGCUUUGAGUCCUCUUGUAGGAUUCUUCGUCACUCCCGUUUUAGGCAGCGUGAGCGAUCGUUGCAGGUUGAAGCGAGGACGAAGAAGGCCGUUUAUCAUAUUACUGGCCAUCGGAGUCCUGAUAGGAUUGAUUUUGGUGCCCAACGGCGAAAGCCUGGGAUACACUUUCGGCGACAUCCCGGCAUCGUCUAAUUACACGGUGCCCCUUGGACACAGGACAUCAGGAAAGACAAAGCAAGAUUAUCCGGAGCCACCCCCUUCCUCCCACUCCUGGGGGAUAUUUUUCACAAUUUUGGGAACGGUUCUCCUGGACUUCGACGCCGACGCCUGCCAAAGUCCUGCCAGGGCGUACCUCUUGGACGUCACAGUUCCUGACGAUCAUGCCAGGGGAUUGAGUACGUUUACCAUCAUGGCGGGAUUAGGUGGUUUUAUGGGAUAUGCCCUAGGCGGGAUUAAUUGGGAUGCGACAGCUCUGGGACAGAUGUUGGGUGGACAUAUUCACGCAACCUUUACAUUGAUUACCAUUAUCUUCAUUAUUUGUGUCGCGUGCACCAUAACAAGCUUCAAGGAGAUCCCUCUUGAAUUGCUGGAAAAAGACCAGUUUCAAGAAUUCCACGAGAAGAUGUUGGCCGAAUGCCGCAAAGAGGAGUACGACAAAAUAGCGAACGACGAGUGCACGUCUUAUGGUACCUUGGGCAACGACCCCGAAGUAAAUGCAUCGAAGACGGAGGAGUUCGCGUUGAAGCCUCUACCGGUGGAGGAAAGUGGGAUAGAGAAGGACCCUGGCAAAGAUGCCGCAAAGGAACCAGCUAAGGAGAUCUCGAAGGAGCCCCCGAAGAGACCCGGCGCAGUGCCAAUGAUUCCUGAUGUCCAGCCCUCGACGGAAGGCAGCUACGUCAACUACGGAUUCGAAGACACGGCGGAUAUGAAUCCGAAGACCACCUUGGGGGAAUAUCUCCUUUCCAUCGUGUACAUGCCACACAGUAUGAGGAUGCUGUGCCUGACCAACCUCUUCUGCUGGAUGGCCCACGUCUGCUACUCUCUCUAUUUCACGGAUUUCGUGGGAGAAGCCGUGUACGGAGGCGAUCCAACGGCUCCUGAAGGAUCACUCCAGAGACAGCUCUACGAGUCUGGAGUGAGAUUCGGAUGCUGGGGGAUGUCCAUGUACUCCUUAUCUUGCGCCUGUUAUUCCCUCGUCAUCGAGAAGCUCAUACAACGAUACAAAGCUCGAAGGGUGUACAUCUGCGGCUUGCUCUUCUAUAGCACCGGGAUGAUGAUGAUGGCCUUGACCAAACACCCUGUCGGGGUCAUUUUGUUCUCCUGGACGGCAGGAGUCAUGUACUCCACCCUAUUUACGAUGCCUUAUUUACUGAUCGCACAUUAUCACGCAUCCUCCACGUUUGCUGUCACCGCUGAAGGAGAGGCUGUACCUAGUGGUGGAGUACGGGGUUUAGGUACCGACGUCGCUAUUGUGUCCUCCAUGGUCUUCUUGGCGCAAUUUAUUUUAUCCUGCAUCCUUGGGACCAUUGUCAGUGUGUCAGGGACGACUACUGCAGUAGUAAUGGUAGCUAGUACUUUGGCUGCUUGCGGCGCAAUUGCAGCUACCCAGAUCAUGUACUUGGAUCUUUGAAAUGACGAUAUAUGACGGUCAUGAAAUGGAUGAAAAUUGUACGUCAAAGAAAUUUUUAUCACGAGAAAAAGUGACUAAUCCAGUUUUCUCAAUCGUUUAUGCUCCGACUGCAUGCAUAACAAUAGUAAAUGUCGUAAUGUUUUUAAUGAAAUGUUAUUGAAUAUCGAAAUGUGUACGAUAAUAUAUAUAUAUAUUGCUAAUGUCGUGAAAUAGAUUAUAGGACACGUUGCACUAAACUGGUAAAGAUAUCGUGCAAUACGUAUCAUGGGAACUUGUCGUGAAUAUUAAUAUAUUAUAUUCUAAGGUUCAUAAUUAAACCUUAGUGAGUGAACCAUUGCAUAAAAUUUAUGAGAAAAUCAAACGUCGAGACGAGUUAUAAUAUUCUAAUAUUCUGUUGAUCUGGACUUUAUUUUCAUAAAUCAAUUACAGGGGAUUAUUCCACUAUUUCAGUAUUCUGAUAAUCCAAGACAUUACCAAUAAUCAAUCUGAUCGCGUAUGCACAAAUAAGAGUCUAAUUUAUUACUAUUUCGUUCGUGUAAAACGACUAGCGUUAGAAAGUGUAGCAUAAAAUUAUUAUAAUUUAUUAACACAGAAAAGGAGGGAUUCGUAUCGUUAAGUCAGAUUGUAAAUAUUCGUAUUAAGAACGAUUUCAUGUACAUAUUCGAGCAUUACGAAUAAAGACAUUAUUGUUGUUAUUACCUUGAAA